Drosophila ficusphila is the source of this 3594-nucleotide messenger RNA. Its product is annotated as probable ATP-dependent RNA helicase DDX46. The coding region runs from base 99 to 3305 and encodes 1068 amino acids. The transcript is spliced from 3 exons. Lineage: Eukaryota; Metazoa; Arthropoda; Insecta; Diptera; Drosophilidae. Gene Ontology annotation, molecular function: RNA helicase activity; ATP binding; nucleic acid binding. The record is from RefSeq and is a predicted model, not a curated record.
AUUUGGCCGGCCUUGCUGCGGUCACACUUUCCGGCUGAAGAAUUCACGCAGUUGGAAGGUUUUGAAAUUGCAAACAAAAAAAACAAAAAGCGUACAAGAUGGAGCGCGAAAUAGCGCACAAUUUGUCUCCCGGUGAUCCGCGCACCAGUGACGUUGCACCCGGGCAGGUGAAAACUUUCGGGGAACUGAGAUUAUGCCCCUACAUGCUGCGCGGCCUGAAGCGCCAUAAUUUUUUGACGCCAACGAAGAUUCAGGCGGCUGCCAUUCCAAUGGCCCUAAGUAAUAUGGAUCUAUUGGUCCAGUCCAAAAGUGGAACUGGCAAGACGCUGAUUUAUUUGAUUGCGGCCAUGCAGAGUUAUCGUCCCCAAAUGACUAAACCUCACGCCCUUAUUGUGGUUCCAACUCGGGAAUUGGCCAUCCAGGUGGAGGAUACCUUCCGCUAUUUGUGCGAGUUCUUCCCGCACUUCAAGUGCGCUUCAUUUAUUGGCGGCACCGAUGUGGCCAGAGAUCGCAGGCGAAUCAAUCAGAGUCGCGUUAUCAUUGGAACUCCCGGACGUCUGUUGCAUCUAUAUGAAAACCGUGUCCUGGAUGUUUCGAAACUGGGUCUCCUGGUGCUCGACGAAGCCGAUCAGUUGUAUCAAACCAAAGGUCUGCAGGAAACAGUCCAUAAAAUUCUUAAGGCCGUACCCAAGAGAAUUCAAAUAAUAGCCUGCAGUGCCACAUACGAUCAGGACUUGGAUGUCCGCCUGGCCAAGAUCAUGAAGACACCCAUGCUCAUAUCGAAUAGCGAAAGGGCCACGGUUUUACUGGGCAUCCGUCAAUUUGUAUACGAGUUGCCCAAACAAAUCAACAGUGUGCAGGAGAUGCGCCUUAAAUUGGAGAUUCUCACCAAGAUUUUCGAGCAGUUGCCUUAUGAGCAGGCCGUUCUAUUUGCCAGCUCGCAGAUGCGAGCCGACUCCUACAGAAACUACUUGACAGCUGGUGGAGUCCAAUGCAAUUUGAUAUCGGGAGCCAUGGAACAAUCGGAGCGUUUGGAUGUCUUCGAGGGCUAUAGAAACUUCACCAUGCGCACUUUGGUGGCCACCGAUUUGAUGGCCCGCGGUGUGGACUCGCCACAUGCCAAUCUGGUUAUAAAUCUCGAUCCACCACAGGAUUAUGUGACCUAUCUGCAUCGCAUUGGUCGCGCCGGCAGAUUUGGUUCAAAAGGCAUUGCCAUAACUUUUAUUACCUCAGAGAAAGAGGCCUUUAAAUUUAAGCAAAUGGUCAACAAAGCUGCUACAGCUUGGUCUGUCCUAGAGUUUCCGAAGGAACCAAUGCCCAAGGACUUCAAUUUCUGGGACUUUGAUAAAUACAAUUUUGAAUAUUACAUCAAGGAGAGUAAUCCGCUACAGGAAAUGCCAGCAAAGCCCGCAAAUCCUGUGUUAAAUGCAAAUCAUGAUCAAAGCAAAGAGGAUAAACCUACUGUUUCUUCUAAAGAACAAUCGGAGGCCUUAGAAAAAACUCAGAAGCAGGAGGAUACAGUAAAGAAACUUAAAAAAAAUCAGGAGAACAUCCAAUGUGGUUCCAAAAACAAACAAGAGGCCUUAGCAAAUGUUGGUGAAACAGAUAAAGAUAUUAAGAACAACAAUUCAAAAACUAUUCAGUCCAAAGAAAAAGUGGACAUGGAAAACGCACCACAUACUUCACAGAAAAAUGCAAAUAUCAAUAUUAUAGAUGUAAAACAAGGCAACACUUGCUCGAAACCAGAAGAAGCCUUAAAAGCCAAGGAUAAGGAAAUUAAAAUUUCGAAAAAAACUAGACAAAUUUCUCCAUCCAAGAUUUUUGCAGAUGCGUUGUUACAGAUCGAAAAACAAACAUCUCCUACAGAAAAAGCUGAGAAGCAGCUAACGCCUGUGAUCAAAGUCAAUGAGUAUUACCUAAAGGUCUAUUUAGAAACCGGAAUAAAAUCAUCAAAUGAAAAAGAAAAUCAACCUGAUAAUGGAGCAGGAAUCCAGCUUCAGGCAAAGAGUACCUUGAACCCAGAAGAGAUGAUUUCUCCCGAAUUGACGCCGACCUUAACACCACUGGACUUAACCCAUGAGCCAUCGCCAACCACUGUGUCACCGCCAGCUCCACCAGUUAACUCGAUUAACAACAAGACCUACUGUCUGGCUGCUCCAACUCAGACCAGUUCGAUGACCAUUCAAAACAUGGUUAUUUCAAACACGGUCGACGAUGCCAGUAGCAUCAGUUCGGAUAGCAUGGGAUGCGGUUAUCACAGUGACAAGUCCUACGAUACCAUCUACACAAGUAGUGAUGAGGGGAUAAUCUGGGAGAGAUUCGAGUCCAACAGGAAGAAGCGUUUGCUGAAGAGAGUUAAGGGAAAACGCCACCAUUUGCUUUGCCAACGACCUGAACCAAAUUCAAAGCCGAAAGUUAAGCGCAACUUUAAACUAAAGAAACUUGAUAUGUAUAAAAAUGUCUCACUUUUGCCACGCUUGAAUCUAAAUUAUCUGCUCAACAAAAUGAAAAAUCGUGAGCAAAUUUUGGAACGCUUGUACAACUACAGCAAGAAACAUAAAAUGGAUAAUGAAGAGGUGGGCGUUUUCCUAGAUAAUCUCUAUGACGCCAUGCUUGAACUUUACUACAUCAACCAUGAGGAUUUGAGUAAGCUGGUAUCAGAAUCCCUGAAGGACGACUUACCCUCCCUUGUGAACAGUCCAAGUCAGGAGUCUAUCGUUGUGGAGCCACAGAACAAGCUGAGUGUUCAUGUUACCCAUCGCAUGGAUAUUCCUCCUUUGCCUCAGGCGAAUAUUGAAGUUGUCGCAGAAAGUGGAUCCGAAUCAGAGGACUCGGAGUUCAAUGAACACGAUGAUGAUGAUGAUGAUGAGGAAGAGUUGAGCGAUGAACACAAUUCUUCGAGCGGCUUUGUAGAGAGCAACGAGAGUGCUUCAUCCGGUAUUGAUACCUCAGUUUACGAAACGGAUUCCACAGAUGAUGAGGAAUAUGGCCUUUACUCGCCUGAUUUCGAUGAUAGUGAGGGUGGUAAUUUGGAGUCCUCCGAGGCAGAUGUUGGCUCUGCAGAGGAAGAGGACGAUGAGGAUACCGCUAGCAACGUCAGCUUGGCUGGAUCAAGCACCCAGGGAUCUGUGGAGGAAAGCAGCGCCAACGAAUCUUUGGAAGGUGAUGAUUCGGAUACUCUGACUGAUGUCAAUCCCAUGCGGCACGACAAUAGCUAUGCCCAAUCAUUGUGGCAUGAAACUUUCCAGAUGCAGUACCAAUUCAUUGCAUCCCAUGUGGCCAACAACAUAAGAAACAACAACUAAAAGUGCUAUGGAAGCACAAACUAGUCGAAGCUCAGGCAUUAUCAUUAGCUAUUCACUUUAUUCACAGAACGAAACGGUUCAGUUCCAAGAGGCUGUAUCAGUCUCUCUCUUUACUUCUUAUAUAUUAGCCGAAUAACACUUUUUCUUUCACUUGAAUACUCAAUAUCAAAGUAGUUGAUACCGUGUUAUGGACUUUUGAAUGCGAACGAUGAAUAUUUUAUAUGCAAGCCAUUAAUUGCAGACUUUGUUACCAAAAAGAAAUGAAUAAAACACGAAUUUUAAAUUUGAA